Meyerozyma guilliermondii ATCC 6260 is the source of this 3348-nucleotide messenger RNA. It is a transcript of the gene PSD2, whose product is annotated as phosphatidylserine decarboxylase 2. Bases 1 to 3348 code for a protein of 1115 amino acids. Gene Ontology annotation, biological process: phospholipid biosynthetic process. The transcript has a single exon. Gene Ontology annotation, molecular function: phosphatidylserine decarboxylase activity. NCBI's taxonomy places the organism in Eukaryota, Fungi, Ascomycota, Pichiomycetes, Serinales, Debaryomycetaceae. The record is from RefSeq and is a predicted model, not a curated record.
AUGAGGCUUCUUAAAAGAAAAGAAAAAUCGUCAAAGAAGCUUCAGCUCUACGUCAAGAUCAAGGUGGAUCGAGCAGCAGACUUGGUUCUGGAUCCAAGUUUCAGCUGUGGAUCGGUCGACGAUGCUGCCCUGAAACAAAAACGUAGUAAAGCCAGCCCAGUUCUUGUCGCUCAGCUCAACGAUUCCAAGAAACGAACCUCCAAGCGUUCAAGGACAAACCACCCUUCAUGGGACAAUAUACUUUUACUUCCUAUGAAACUCAAUGCAUAUUCUCCAGUGGUAAAUUUCACAGUAUGGGACAGAUACAACCGAAGCAAGACAUACCUUGGCGAGUUAAGAGUAAGUUUGAGAGAUCUAUUUACUAAGGAUGGACAAUUCACACCAACAUGUGACCCGAAAUGGUAUAAACUCUACUCAAAUAGCGAAUAUCGUUCAUUUGUCACUGGCUCGGUUCUUCUUUCCUUCGAACUUGUCACCGGUAAAAAAACCAAAAAGUCCUCCAAGGGAGAGAAGGAACCAGGACGGAAACUUGAUACAGAUGCUGGCGUCGCCGUUCAGAUAAUUCCACCUUCUCGUGAGCCCACUCGAGACCUUUAUGAACAGAUGGAUCAACUAAGUCUUUCAGAUACAGAAAUUACUCCAGUCAUGACCAACUAUCAAGAACUAGAAGGCAUGUUUGAUGUAUGGCAGAAGAGUCUUGUAUACCCAGAUCCUGAUCCUGCUGUGCUAUUUCCUGACGAUCAAGGGUUUUACACAGAAGCAUCUGCUGCAGACUUGCCAAAUGGAGACAUUUCAGAUAUCGACUCAAUUCUACCAGUAUCUGCUCCUUCUUCUUUGAAUGAUGGACGCAGCAUAAACCUGGAUAAUGCUCUUAUCCCUGUAGUGGUUCCGGACUCAACAAUGCUGAGUAUUGUAGGUUCAGAUCUAUCCGAUAGCUCGAUGGUGUCGAGUGACAAUUCAAGUGCUGAGAUACCAAGUGAGAGCCAUUCGGCCAAAGACAUCAAACGCAGAUCUCGGGAGAGAAAGAAAAUGUUCAGACGAAGCCUGGACCAACGUACGAAAAAUUUCGGGUUAGCAAACCGUUCUGUGCUUGGUGUAUUAUUUCUUGAGAUUGUUUCGUGCAGCGAUCUACCUCCAUUGACUAACAUAACUCGAACCACUUUUGACAUGGAUCCAUUUGUGGUGGUCACUUUCGGGAAAAAGACAUUCAGAACAAGUUGGAAGAGGCAUACGUUAAACCCUAUCUUUAAUGAACGUCUUGCAUUCGAAGUUCUACCUCAUGAAUCCAAUUUCAAUGUGCUGUUUUCGGUACUUGACAAGGACCAUUUUUCCUUUCACGAUGAAGUCGCUGAUGGCUCGGUCCUGAUGAAAGAUAUAACUGCUAUGGCAACGGCGGCAAGCAGUGCCUUGUCUCAAAAUCCCAUGUACAUGAGUGAAGGUAAUGAGGAGUCCAUGCUGUCGUUUGUGGUGUCAGAUUCGGGCUACGAUUCCUCCACUGCCAACUCUAAUUUUGAGGUUUUGGAGGAUGACAAUAUUGUCCACCAUUUGAAGAAAAGAGGCUUCAGGCAUAAACGUAAGGUAAUACCCCUGUAUGCUGAUACUUCAAAAUUCAAAACCAUGGAUGUCAAAUUACAAAUCCACAAAGAAAAGUACCGAGAAAAGUACAAUCCUAGAUUGAAGAUACGAGUACGAUUUGAGCCGUACCUGUCAUUGAGAAAGCAGUUUUGGAAAAUUUUGUUGGAGCAGUAUGGGUUGAAUGAGGUCAAUGGCUCUUACGAUUACAUCGAGCUCAUAUCCUUUCUCGAUGCUCUUGGUUGCAAUAAUAGUGAUGAGAUUGUUUUCAAGUUCUUUGAAAACUCGGGUAAACUGGCGUGGGGAGGCGACAGGCUCAAGGACUCAGAGAUUAUCGAAGAAUUGGAAAACCAUAUUAGUGGAUCUAAAGGUGAUGAAGAUUCUCGGAUUUUUGAGAUCGAGAAAUGUCCAAUUUGUUGUCAAAAGAAAUUGAGCAAGAAAGGAGAUAACGACAUCAUCACCCAUGUGGCAAUCUGCUCUUCAAAGGACUGGAGUAUUGUCAACAAGCUUUUGGUAUCAUCCUACGUAACUCCUCAGAUUGCAACGAAGAAGUGGUUUACCAAGUUUUUGAUCAAAAUAUCGUACGGAAAAUAUUCAUUGGGUGGUAACUCGGCAAACAUUCUCGUACAAGAUAGGAUGACUGGAAUCAUUAUGGAAGAAAAGAUGGGAGUCUAUGUGAGACUAGGCAUUCGUCUUCUUUACAAAGGUUUGGAUAAAGCAAGAAAGCGUCGUGUUAGGGCUCUCUUGUAUAAAGCCAGUGUGAAACAAGGUGCCAAAUUCGACCAUCCACAUCUGAAAAAUGAUAUUGCAUCGUUUAUCAAGUUUCACAAACUUGAUUUAUCGGAUUGCUUGUAUCCAGAUAUUUCACAUUACAACACUUUCAAUGAGUUCUUUUAUCGCAAACUCAAACCAGAUGCAAGACCAAAUGAAGCUCCUAACGAAAGCAGAAUUGCUGUUUCUCCUGCGGACUCCAGAUGCACUGCCUUCGCAACUGUUGGGGAUGCUACCCAGCUAUGGAUCAAGGGUACAAACUUCUCCAUUGCAAAGCUUUUCAAUGGUAAUUUUGAGAAUUUGGAACUGACUGAUUUGUUCAAACCAGAAGCAUGUUCGCUAGCUAUAUUCCGGUUGGCUCCACAAGAUUAUCAUAGAUUUCAUUGCCCCGUCGAUGGUGUUGUGGGAAAGAUAAAGUAUAUUGAGGGUGAGUAUUACACAGUUAACCCAAUGGCAAUCAGGUCAGAGUUGGAUGUGUUUGGAGAAAAUGUGAGAGUUAUCAUUCCCAUUAAGACCCGUGAGUUUGGAACGGUGGUCAUGGUCGCCGUUGGAGCAAUGAUGGUGGGAUCCACGGUUCUAACCAAAAAUGAAGGUGAUGAAGUCAAAAGAGGAGAUGAGAUAGGCUAUUUCAAGUUUGGAGGUUCUACAGUCAUUCUUCUUGCUGAGAAGAAAAGAUUAGUCUUCGACAGUGAUAUCGUGAAAAACUCGCUGUCUUGUAUUGAGACUCUUGUUCGUGUGGGCCAGAGUAUUGGACAUGCCCCGGAGGUAGCAGAAUACAAGAGAGAUCAUGUUGAUUUCCACAAACAAACAAAGGAUUUCAAGAGACAAUUAAUCAGAGUGAUUACUGGUGGUGAUCUUUCUUCGCCAACAGAAUUGAAUAACUGGGAAGCCACCAACUUGAAGUUGAACCAGGCUGAUUUCAAUGAUUUGGGAGCCGGUAUUGAAUCGAGUUCAUCUUCGCUUGCUGGAAGUGAAGAGGAUCUGAUUGAAAGUGAAGAUAACUGA